GUCAGGUGUUCCACCCGGAAGAUUAAAACAGUUUAUGGGCGCGACGCUGAAGCAGCUGGAGUUACGUGUGGGUGUUAGUUCACGGAGAAAUGUUGUGUAUUAGACACUUUAAAGUAUUUCGUGAAAAAUAAACGGACACAGAGUUCAACUGGAAGUUGCGUAGGAUUUCACAGUGAACAUUUCACAACAAACUGCCUUUUGACUUGUGGAUGAUCCACACACAACCACUUCAUAGGGAAGGAACAGCGCGGAAAGAUGGAGCAGGAACCUCGGCCAACACGGUUUGACUUCCAUGGAGUCUCAAUGACUAAAUAUUUCACUGACAACUGGGAAAACGUACAGAACUUCCAAGCCAGACCAGAGGACAUAGUCAUAGCUACUUACCCUAAAGCAGGUACCACCUGGAUGUCUUACAUUCUGGAUCUCCUUCAUUUUGGGCAGAUAUGUCCGGAGCGUCAGGAGUCCAUUCCUAUUCACCAGAGAGUGCCAUUUCUUGAGAUCAGCAUGCCUGAGCAACAAACCACAGGUAAAGACUUGGCAGACAAGCUUCCCACCACUCCUCGUCUCAUUAAAUCUCACCUCCCUGUCCAGUUUAUGCCCAAGUCCUUCUGGGAACAGAACAGCAGGAUUGUCUAUAUGGCUCGCAAUGCGAAGGACUCUGCUGUGUCAUAUUUCCACUUUGGCCGGAUGAACAGGAUCGUGCCAGAGCCUGGGGACUGGAACACUUAUCUGCAGGAUUUCAUGGAUGGAAAGGUGACGUUUGGGUCUUGGUUUGACCAUGUGAACGGCUGGUGGGAGAAGAAACAGACUCAUCCAAAGAUUCUCUACCUGUUCUAUGAAGAUCUCAUUGAGGACUCCAGCCGAGAGAUAGACCGACUCUGUUCCUUCCUUGGUUUGUCUUGCUCAGUGGAGGAGAAACAAAGUGUCCUAACUCAAAUAAAGUUUGACAAUAUGAAACAAAACAAAAUGACCAACUAUUCCACUGUCACAGUCAUGGACCACAAGGUGUCUCCUUUCAUGCGAAAAGGAAAAGUUGGUGACUGGAGAAACCAUUUCACUGUGGCCCAGGAUGAACAAUUCAAUGAGGUAUACAAGCAGAGAAUGAAGAAUUCCACGCUGCAGUUUCGAACUGAAGUUUAAAGACCUGGUCUUGCCUGGGUGUGCAAGAGGAAAAGUCCUUGACUGUGAUUGAUUAAUCAUGAUGUUGAUAUUUCAAAGUCAGAUACUGAUAUUUUCUGACAGAGAUGGGCUGAAAGUGACUGAAGACAUUUGGUAUGUUAGUUGUUUUUUUUAAUUUGAUCAUAAAUGAUGACACAAAGUGACCAAAAAGGAGCAAAAAACACAAUAAAGAAAUCAGCUAUGACAAUAGGUAAAAAAAAUAGUGAAUAAAAAAAAGUUACUAUUAACUUUAACGAAAAUUAACUUAACGAAAAUGCAUCCAAGUUAAGGAGCGACAUAUUCAGGUGCAUCUAAUAAAAAAAGAACAGGUCACAGUGCGUGCAGGCUGAAGGCAUCACCUCUAGUUCUCUAGGCAUAGUAAAUGGUGUGCUCCAGGGCUCUGUCUUGGGACCAUUGUUGUUCACACUUUAUAUUAACAAUAAUUGUUGAACCUGCUGCAGGAGAGCCUGGGUCUGAGGGAGCUUGUCUCUUUAAAUGUUUUUAAAUGCAGACUGAAGGCUUUUGAGGAGGAUGCAUCAGUUUGUAGAUGCUUUGACUGAUGAUUUCUGUUCUGAAAUUCAUGAUAUGUUGUCAUUUUUUAGAAUCUGUGUUGUUUGUCUGUAACUUUGUUGGAACUUGCUGCUGCCAAUCUUGGCCAGGACACACUUGUAAAAGAGAUU
Messenger RNA from Notolabrus celidotus (New Zealand spotty), 1838 nucleotides. Its product is annotated as cytosolic sulfotransferase 2-like. Lineage: Eukaryota; Metazoa; Chordata; Actinopteri; Labriformes; Labridae. Gene Ontology annotation, cellular component: cytoplasm. The record is from RefSeq and is a predicted model, not a curated record. Gene Ontology annotation, biological process: sulfation. The transcript has 9 exons. Gene Ontology annotation, molecular function: sulfotransferase activity. Bases 256 to 1140 code for a protein of 294 amino acids.